Molecule: messenger RNA, 1232 nt
Organism: Dichomitus squalens LYAD-421 SS1
Lineage: Eukaryota; Fungi; Basidiomycota; Agaricomycetes; Polyporales; Polyporaceae
Exons: 5
Coding region: 21-1115 (364 amino acids)
Biological process (GO): P-body assembly; cytoplasmic stress granule assembly
Cellular component (GO): P-body
Molecular function (GO): mRNA binding
Source: RefSeq, a predicted model, not a curated record
CUCGCCUUCCUUUCGUCACCAUGGCCGCUCUCAGUUUCAUCGGAAAGCCCAUCUCUCUCAUUUCUCAUUCGGAUGUACGAUACAGAGGUAUUCUUGCGGGCAUCGACCCCGUCGCGUCGACUAUUCAACUCUCCAAUGUAUACUCUAUGGGAACGGAGUCGCGAAGACCACCGCAAGAGUACAUCCCACCAGUACAAGAGCCCUACACCUACAUCAUCUUCCGCGCCUCUGAGGUGAAAGAUCUUGCAGUCGAUGAGCCCGCAAACCAACGACGCAAUGUGCACGACGAUCCCGCAGUCAUUGGCGCGUCGGCACCUCAGGUGGCACCCAAUUACCCUCUUUACGGCUCUCCCUCAUACCCCCAACAGGCACCUGCUGGUGUUUCUCCACAGCCCGGGCAAGUGCCCCCACGACAGCAACAACAGUUUGCUAACCGCCAACAAGGCCAGCCGUCGGGCUCUCAACCUGGGCAGACCCCAAAUGGGCAGACACAGGCUAAUGGUGCAGCUCCUCCGCGCCCUGCCGCGCGUAACCCGUCGGUAAACUCGGCAACCGCUUCGAUGGAGACCAUCGAACGUGCCAUUGGUGACCUCCGGGUGUCCAGCGUCACAACCAAUGGCGCCACCCAGCAGCAGCGUGGUGGCCGGCGCGGUGGUGGCCGCCAGGGUGCGGAUCACAAGGCUAGCGACUUGCGCGUGCCGGCGACAGAUUUCGACUUCGAGAGCUCCAACGCUCGCUUUGACAAGGCUGCGCUCGCCCCAUCCCCCCGUGGCACCCCCAAGAACGAUAGCGAGAGCCCCGAAGGGGAGGAGAAGGAGGAAGAGAAAGAGAAAGAGCCGGCAUACAAUCCGAAGAAGUCGUUCUUCGAUUCAUUGUCGUCGGGCAGCAAUGGCCCGGGCCCGUCUGGUGGUGAAGGACGUGGACGUGGCGGCCGUCGCGGAGGCGGACGUAACCGCCGAGAAGAGGAAAGGGAGCGCAACGUAGCAACUUUCGGUGAGCCUGGUGGUGUCGGUCUGAUGGGUCCUGGCGCGUAUGUUGGUGGAUGGGGAGGAUACGGUCGCCGUGGCGGAGGUGGACGUGGACGACGUGGAGGAGCUAUUGGUGCCCGUUCCUGACAUGCGUUCGAUGCAGCGACCUGGGGUGCAGUUGUGGGCAGUUGACUGCCAUGGCUCCUGAAUGUUACUACACUUUUUGUCUCUGGUAGUUGAUGAUGAGUCGAAUGCAGAGCGGUU